AUGCCGCCCCUCACCAACCAAGCACCAGCGAAGGCGUGGCCGGAUCCCAUCCGUCACAGUGUGCUACUGCUCGUAUGCAUCGUGAUUGGUGGCCUACUCGUGAUAGCUACCCUCAUUGUCGCGCUUGCCUGGUUCCUGCGUCUCACCUGCUGUGCUCGAGAGCGUCGAGCCAGAUGCGAGCGUAAGGUGGAGUCAACAUCGCAAACUCCUUCCGCCAUCGAAGGUGGGCAGCCGCUGGACGAUUGCCACUCACUCGACAGCGUCACUGUGGUCGACGAUGACCACGUCGAAGAUAAAGAUGCCAAGAGCGAUGCCCCGAAGCAGGACACAAGGCAGUACGUGCCGAUGCGGACCUAUGCUGGCGCGGAAGCUGCAGCGAGCGCUCCACAAAGCACUUGGAACGGCCGAGGAUGGACGUUGUUUGACCCGCCUGUACCCGCUCUCCAGCUACCGAGGCCUGUAGCUCGAAGCGGGGGUGACUACAGAGCAAAGAAGGAGCCUCUCGUCGAACGGAGUGUUGAAGACCUUCUCUGGCCGGCUUCGAUCAAGCGUCGACCCAGCUAUAUCGAGCGCCUAGCCCAACGACAUCACCUCCUUCCGCGCCAUGCCAGCACUGCUCCUCCUUUCAAACCGGCAAUGGAAGAGGACCGGCGAAGCCGGCUGGUCGACAGCGUCUAUCGUUGGUUGGGCCAAGUGACAGAGGCGAGCGAGGCCGUUUAUCCGCAUGCAGCGCUCUCUCCUCUGUCUGGGAGCAGGAGCCACAAGCACGGCAGUAUGCGCAGCGCCUACACCUCGACGACCCUGGCUGAGACCGUUUCCGAGACCAGCUUCGCGACGCAAGCGGGGACGGCGGGCGUCAGGAAGUCCGAGCGCCUGAUCGAACGUAUUGAUGCCGACUACGACCAUCAGCAGCGCCGCGGAACCACUGCUGCUAUAGAUCUUGCCUCGAGGAACGCUCCCGCAGUCGUGAGUCGUGCACCCAGCAUUCGACCCCAGUUCUUCACCACCACAACUCUCGCGAGCUGGCUCGAGCCGGCAUAA
This is a messenger RNA of Kalmanozyma brasiliensis GHG001, 1041 nucleotides long. RefSeq lists its product as uncharacterized. The transcript has a single exon. The coding region runs from base 1 to 1041 and encodes 346 amino acids. The record is from RefSeq and is a predicted model, not a curated record. NCBI's taxonomy places the organism in Eukaryota, Fungi, Basidiomycota, Ustilaginomycetes, Ustilaginales.